CAGUGUGUUUUCUUGCUUAUUGUAAAGUCUACAAUACGUAAAAUGAUCAAUUAAUUUCACCAGGCCAUAACUCACAAUAGCCUUCAUAGACAGUAUAUUAUACAGCUAAUUCAACAGCUAGUCAAUGGUACAAUGAUAUACAAUCUAGACAUGUACCUGUUACAUUAAAGACAUAGUCUACUGAUAAUCUAAAUCUGUCAGAAAUCUUCUUGUCCUGAAAAUUUAUUUCAUAUUUUACAAAAACAGAAUUUUAAGGUUAUACAUCAGUGUACCGAUUCACUGCAUGAAUAUUUAAGUUAAUUGUAGAUAUUCUCACAUAUGAGUACCAAAUUCUUCUUCAGUACUAAAGCCACCAGAGUAUGAAGUUUUUAGUUAAGUACAUUGAUUGUACAGUGAUGUAAAAAAAAAAGUGUUUGCCCCUUCGUGUAUUUUAUUUAUUUCUUUUGUGCAUGUUUGUCAGUCUUUCUUAUGUCUCUUUCUUAUGGUAGAGUCAUGAACACUGACAUUAACUGAGGAAAGUGAGGCCAGCAGUUCUUUGCAUGCUGUUGUGGGGUCUUAUGUGACCUCUUGGAUGAGUUGCCCCUGCCGUAUUAUAUUAUUUAUUAUGCCGAAUAAAACAUACAGGCUUCUGAACAGAUUUAUUUACCACAGAAUGUAAUUGAGGCAUAUUUUUGAAAAGCCUUUUCAUUUUGGCCAUAUAGAAAUUCAGCUUAGAUACUGCACCCAAAAUAUGGGCAUAUGAGGACUACAAAAUGACGCAGGACUGCAGUGGUCUAUUUAUGUGAAAGCAAGCAUGCUGCCCACUCACCCACUGGCACCAGCUAAUCUGCUCUGUUUACUCCUCUUUUUGGAUGGGUGUCUCAAACCCAUAUAGUGUAGGGAAUCUGUUUUCCCUACACUAUAUCAGCAUUGAGAUUCUUAUAGCGCCGUAUGCGGAAGUUCCCUAGAUAGGGAGCUACGAGUUGGUUUGAGACGCGGGUUGAUUCAAAUCCGCUACUCGGUACAUGGGCCCUUUUCACAAAGCUUGAUGACGGGUUUCCUUUAGCAGUGUACCGCAGCUAACGCAGGAAGGACAUCCCGGACUGCAGCAUGGACUUGGGUAGGCUGCUGGAGUGAACGCCCAGUUAGUGGGCAGUAGCAGAGAUGCCGUUCACCACUGACCACUGCACCACCGGGAGGAUGAAGUAAAGGAGCCGUGCCAUGGACGAUGUCCAGUCUAGACCUCACUCUUCCCGCUCUGUCUGUUCUCAGAGAACCGAGGAUGAAGCUCCAGUGGUGGGGAACCAUGCUGAGCAUCACCUCUCGGUCAAUCAGACACUCCAGGUCUCGGUCAAGCGACCCGACAGUCCGAGCACCACCGUAACAGAGGAGAUGGUGUUUAUCCCGCGGGUGGUGCACUCCGUGGAUGCCUGUACCAACACUGACCCGCCUCACAAAUGCUGCGGAUGGCUGCGGCGGCUGUGCCCCUGCCCGCCCCGGGGCCUGCUCGCCUCCAUCAUCACCAAACUGUCUAUGGCUGGAGUGCUGUUUGGGGUGGUUUGGUCCAUUACAGAGAAAGAGUGUUUACCUGGAGGAAACCUGUUCGGCAUCGUCUCAGUGUUUCUCUGCGCUCUUACUGCGGGAAAGCUGGUGGAACUCAUCCGCCUCCCCAACCUUCCACCUGUUCCUCCUCUACUGGGUAUGCUCCUGGCAGGGGUUCUCCUCAGAAACAUCCCAGUGGUGACGGAAGCGGUCUACAUCGACUACAGGUGGUCGGCCUCCCUGAGGAACAUCGCCCUGGCUGUUAUCCUGGUCAGAGCUGGACUGGGGCUGGAUGCCGCGGCCCUUAAGAAACUGAAAGCAGUGUGUGCACGUGUGGCCAUAAUGCCCUGCCUCAUAGAAGCUUCCACCGUGGCACUGAUAUCCUACUGCCUCAUGGGCCUCCCCUGGAUCUGGGGCUUCAUACUGGGGUUUGUUCUUGGAGCUGUAUCUCCUGCAGUGCUGGUUCCAUCCAUGCUGCUGCUACAGAAGCAAGGCUAUGGAGCAGAGCAGGGCAUUCCCUCAUUGCUGAUGGCAGCCUGCAGCUUUGAUGAUAUUCUGGCCAUCACAGGCUUCACCACCUGUCUGGGCAUCGCUUUCGCUACAGGCUCCACAUGGUUCAACGUCCUUCGAGGGGGUUUGGAGGUCUUGGGAGGGAUGGCUGCUGGUGUGGCUUUUGGUUUCUUUCUUCGUUAUUUUCCCAGCAGAGACCAGAAAGACCUGCCUCUGAAGCGCUCGUUCCUGCUGCUGGGUCUGGCAGUGUUUGCUGUGUUUGGCAGUAACGUGGCGGGGUUCCCGGGCUCAGGAGGACUCUGUACACUGAUACUGGCCCUCAUCGCUGGAAUGGGGUGGAGAAAAGCCAAGGUUCCUGUAGAGGAGAUUGUGGGCCAGGUGUGGGAUGUAUUCCAGCCUCUUCUGUUUGGGCUCAUUGGAGCUGAGAUCACCAUCAGUACUCUGGACCCAAACUCAGUGGGCCUGGGAAUAGCAACCCUCCUUAUCUGCAUUACUGUACGAGUCUUCGUCACCUUCGUCAUGGUGCUGUGCGCUGGAUUUAACAAGAAAGAGAAGCUGUUUAUCUCUCUGGCCUGGUUACCUAAAGCCACCGUUCAGGCUGCCAUCGGUUCGACAGCUCUGGACGUGGCGCGCUCAAAGCAGGACAGUCAGAUGCAGAAGUAUGGAAUGGAUGUGCUGACCGUGGCUGUGGUGGCCAUCCUCAUAACAGCCCCUAUUGGAGCUUUAAUCAUUGGCCUGUGUGGACCACGCCUUCUGCAGAAACCAAAGAAUCCUGAGUGGGCUGUAAGUCAAAGUGCGCUGUCGGGGUCAGACACACCAGUCACCUAUGAGAGUGCAAUCUGAGGCUGUUCCAGGUCAUUAAAGUGAUCACCAACCUUCCUGCUGGCUCUGUGGCACUUCCCAGGGAUUUCCUAGGGGUUUUCCAGGACUGUCAUUGGCUGGUUCCCACUGUGGUUGGGGGAUUCACCAGUGUAUUUUUGGACACUGUACUGGUGCACUGGAGCAGUCUUAUCACUGUCCUUCAACCCAACACCUCAAUCACCUCAACCCCCCCAACAACUGCUGGGAGACUUCUGAACACUGAAUCAAAAAGUUACCAGUACCAAAGACACUACCUGAAUCAAAGUGGACACACCUGAUUCAGAUUCAGAUCAGUCUGGAUUCUAAAUGGACCUUUUUUUUUUUACUUUGUUGGUUUUUCAUCAUCUUCCAUCAAAUUGUCAUGACCUUGAUGCCUCUGAAACAUCUGUGAUAUUGUCCUGGUUCACGUCACACUAAAGUUUUUUUAAACAGAUUAUCUGUAGGCAUGCACUAAAAUGGAAAAUGAAUACCAAAUACCAGAAAAUAUUCAGAAAAACAUCAAACAGAGUCGAUCAGGAAAAGCACACCAUGUCUACGCCAACUCGUGAAGUCAUGGCCUUGCUCACUUCGGCUCGCGACCGCCCACACACAGCAGAGCUGAAGCUGACACGUCGUCAUCAGACAGGAGCUGACAGCACCAGGAACAGCAUGGCAGUUGGUUCCUGUGUUAUUUGUGCGAAUAACAAAUCAGUGUUAUAUGCUCUGGCCAGUAAUUAAGAUCUUAUGAACAAAUGGUUAGAAUUUGUCUAUGGAGGAAAAACACCACCAGCAAAGUACAAUUGAGAUAGGUAGGUGUGUAUUUUUAGAACAGUUCUGUUUACACUAGUUAAAAGUAAAAUUGACCCCUAAGCGUUUUACAGAGACUCGAAGACUAGGUCAGCGGCUGAACAGCACACUCCUCCACCGAAUUAAAGCAGUGUUAUACUGGAUCACCGGAGCACUUUUUUUUUUUU
This is a messenger RNA of Astyanax mexicanus (Mexican tetra), 3845 nucleotides long. Its product is annotated as sodium/hydrogen exchanger 9B2. The transcript is spliced from 13 exons. Gene Ontology annotation, molecular function: antiporter activity. Gene Ontology annotation, cellular component: membrane. The coding region runs from base 1201 to 2874 and encodes 557 amino acids. The record is from RefSeq and is a predicted model, not a curated record. Lineage: Eukaryota; Metazoa; Chordata; Actinopteri; Characiformes; Acestrorhamphidae. Gene Ontology annotation, biological process: proton transmembrane transport.